This is a messenger RNA of Zophobas morio, 1033 nucleotides long. Its product is annotated as ATP-binding cassette sub-family C member 4-like. Gene Ontology annotation, cellular component: membrane. The transcript is spliced from 4 exons. Gene Ontology annotation, biological process: transmembrane transport. The coding region runs from base 337 to 1014 and encodes 225 amino acids. NCBI's taxonomy places the organism in Eukaryota, Metazoa, Arthropoda, Insecta, Coleoptera, Tenebrionidae. The record is from RefSeq and is a predicted model, not a curated record. Gene Ontology annotation, molecular function: ATPase-coupled transmembrane transporter activity.
CGAAAAAUUCUUAAGCUUCCAGUAAGUCGUUUACGUUACAUUAGCUUUGGUAAUGUUGCAAAUUUGAUAACAAGAGACAUCGGUGGAUUUGAUCAGUUCUUCCUUAACUUUACUUACGCUUGGUCUGGAUUCAUCGUUACUGUAAUUUCAUGUUACAACAUAUAUCGACGUAUUGGUUGGCCAGUUGUCGUCGUAAUUUUUUCGUUUGCUGUAUUUAUUCCGCUCCAAGUUCUUGCAGGAGUUUGGAUCGCUUCGCUCAAGAAAGAGACAUCUAAGAAAACUGAUAAACGACUGAAUGAAUUCAAAGAAAUUUGUUCCAACAUUAGAAGCACAAAAAUGUACGUCUGGGAAAAUCACGUGGAAAACAAAAUCUCCUUGGCAAGAAAGAAAGAAAUGAAUGCCCAAUUUAAAAUUUUUAUUUUGCUCUUUCUGUCUGUGGCGACGGGUAUCAUAGUUAACAAUGUAACAUUCUAUUUCGUUGUGAUGACUAACAUUUGGACGGGUCGGACCCUCACGGCAGAAGUUAUGUACUUCAUCAGUGGCACUUUCAUAACUCUUGCUUUUACCACAACAAUUGCAUUUCCACACGUGACAUUUAAUUUGUCGCAAGUAAUUAUUGCAAUUAAAAGGAUGCAAACUUUAGCUCACACAUUAGAAACGCGAAGCGAAAAAAGGUGUCGCACACUUAAAACAGAAAAGACAAAAGUCGAAUUUUUAAAUGUGAAAGUUAUAAUCGACAAUAAGACAGUGUUUGACAAUGUCAGCCUUCAUGUUAAUUCAGGAUUAACUCUAAUCACCGGACCCACUGGUAGCGGUAAAAGUGUAUUCCUUUUGACAGUUUUGAAAGAGUUUGAAAUAUCCGAUGGUAAAUUAUUUGUUGAAGGUAGACUAUCUUUUGCGUCACAGGAACCUUGGUUAUUUCCUGCCACUAUUAGACAAAACAUACUUUUCGGAAACAACUAUAAUUAUAAACGUUAUCAAGAGGUUCUACAAUCGAUGGUGGAGUUAAUCUGAGCAAGGGCCAACGAAGCAG